AUGGAGGCAAGGGGCAGGGGCAGGCCCCACUGGCUGGGCCCCCUCCUGGCUCUCUGCCUGACCGCCCUCCCUGGCAGCAUCGCCUGCCCCCGGCUCUGUGCCUGUUACCUCCCCACCGAGGUGCACUGCACCUUCCGGUACUUCACGGCCGUCCCGCCGCACAUCCCUCCCAACGUGGAGCGCAUCAACCUGGGCUACAACAGCUUGCUUAAACUGACGGAAACAGAUUUUUCUGGCCUGGAGAAACUGGAGUUAUUGAUGCUGCACAGCAAUGAGAUAAACACAGUCCCUGAUAAGGUGUUCAGUGAUUUAUGUUCAUUACAGGUCUUAAAAAUGAGCUAUAACAAGGUCAGAGUACUUCAGCAGGAUGUUUUUUAUGGUCUAAAGAGCUUGGUACGUUUGCAUAUGGACCACAAUAAAAUUGAAUUUGUAAAUCCCAACGUUUUCUAUGGACUCACAUCACUGAGGCUGGUCCACUUGGAAGGAAAUUUACUUCAGCAGCUUCACCCAGAUACUUUUGUCACCUUGCACUAUAACAAAAUAUUUAAAGUAUCUUUCAUGAAGCACAUCUAUUUGUCUGACAACAAGUUGACUUCACUGUCCCAAGAAACAUUUUCCUACUUGUCUGAGCUGGAGAGCAUUUACCUUCAUGGAAACCCAUGGUCCUGUGACUGCAGUCUGCAGUGGCUUGCAGAAUGGACAGAGGAGAGGCCAGAUGUUUUAAAGUGCAAAAAAGACAGAAGUUCCGGUGCUCAGCAAUGCCCAGUUUGUGCUAGUCCCAGAAAUCAUAAGGGGAAAAGCUUAGUGGAGAUUCCUUCUGCAUCUUUAAUCUGCUCUAAGCCAGCCAUACAUGACUCCCUGAAACUAAAAAACCUCACGCUGCCAGGUGAUGGGGACUUCAGCUCCGUGUCUCCCAGGGACUUCAUAGCUCCUAUAGGAUCCAUAGUUUUGAACAUGACUGACCAACCAGGACAUCGAGGUGAUUUGGUCUGCAACGUCCAAAAACCUAAAGAAAUGUCUCCCAUCUCCUUUGACAAAGAUGGCAAUGGCACAGUUCUCAAAACAUCAUUUUCAACAUCUCUUGUGUGUGGCAUUGAUGAUGAACGCAUUCAGCAGCUAUGGAGCAUUCUGGCACUGUACAGUAAUUCUCCCUUAAAACUGGAAAGGAACGUCUUAACAACUAACAAGUCUUUUAUUAGCUACAAAUACAAACAGAUCUACCCUGAGAAGGAUGAACUCUUCACCAAUAUAGAGAGCGAAGUGCGAGCCGAACCCUCGUGGUUGAUGCAAAGCAAAGUGGCGUUACAGCUGGACCGGACAGCAACCACGCUCAACACGCUGCACAUCCGCUACUCUGCAGAUGCCCAGGUUAUUUUGCCCAGUCCUGACAAAAACCAGGUGAGCAAUAACUGGACCAUCAUCUCCAGAGACAACCAAACACGGACGGAGCACACUGUUUUAGUCGGGGGGACCGUAGAACUCGAGUGCCAAGCAGUCGGAGAACCAGCUCCUGCAGUGGAGUGGAUCCUGGCCGAUGGGAGCAAGGUCAGAGCUCCCUACCUCAGCGAGGACAGAAGAAUCGCAGUAGUCAGAACUGGAACGCUCACCUUACGGACAGCUGACACUUUUGACACGGGACUUUACCACUGCAUAGGCACAAAUGACAACGAUGCAGAUACUCUCACGUUUAGAAUUACCGUGGUUGACCCCCACGUGGAACACGACAGCAUAAAUGGAGCCCAGCUUUCUCCGCGUGUUGGUAGCACGCUGUACCUUCCCUGCACAUCCACCGGGGCACCAGACGCUGCCAUUAGCUGGGUGUUACCCCAGCACAUGAUUCUCCAUCGCUCUGUAAGAAACAAACAUAUUUUUGACAAUGGCACCUUGAGAAUACAGGGGGUGACAGAGCGAGACAGUGGCUACUUCAGAUGUGUUGCAGCCAACCACUACGGUGUUGAUCUUUUGGUUUUUCAAGUGCUUGUUAGGCGGGAUAAAUCCACUCUAAAGGACAAGCACGCAGCUGCGGGAGGCUGGGAAGAGGGCGAGGGCUCUGGCGAUGCAAUGCUGGCCUCUGCUGCAACUCAGGAACAGCCUUUGGGGACUCCAGCUACCUUGAGAGCUCAUCAGGGAUCUGCUGCCUCUGCACCCAGGAAUCGGGUCACACAGAGCGCACCCAGCAGGGAUGGCCACGGGCUGGUGCCUUACAGGCACUACCAGGACAAAAUGAGCAGGCGGUUUAGAGGCCGCAGGAGGCAAUUUGUGUCCUCAGCCAGGAGAGUUGAUCCCCAGCACUGGGCAGCCUUCUUGGAAAAAUCAAGGAGGAACUCAAUAGUGAUAGAAAAACGAGGAGAAACUGCAACAAAGUCACCUGUUCAAGUCCAUAAAUUCUCAGAAGUACCUGGGGAUGAGGGGGAAACAUCUGGUGAUCUCAGAUCCCCAGAAGAAUUCAUGAUACCACUAACAGAGACAGCCACCACGCCUGCUCCGGGGAGAGCAGUGGGAGGCAUGAGAACUGCAGGGCCCGAGGUGCCCAUGAGGAGCAACCCUGCCAGGAAAGCCUCCCUCCUGGAAAUUCAGAGUAUUCAGGAUGUCACAACUAUUACACACCAGGCCCAGCAGCAAUACGAAAGACGAAGGAAAGUUUCUGGUAGGAGACAAAUUGUUAGACCAGGACAUGUUCCAAGUAUGAAAGAGCACAGAUACAAUUUUGGGAGACCAGGCUCUGAACCAUCUGUGGAAAUCACAGAGAGAGGCAACACGUUACCUGUCAAUACCGUGACCACGCUGAAGUCACCACAGAUCACAACCCCGUAUGCUCUUCUGUGGGGAAGGGAUAAGGGCAGUUCUGUCAACAGCUGGUCUGAAAAGAGACAAGAUCAAGAAACUACAGCCCCCAGUCCUAUAGGUUUGGACUCUUUAAGCAGAAAUCAUUUUGCAAAGCCCAGAAUAACUGGAGGGAAAUUAGCUGCUUUUACUGUCCUAGCUAAUUCAGAUGCUUUUAUUCCUUGUGAAGCUACUGGUUACCCCCACCCAACAAUACAGUGGACCAAGAUAUCAUCAGGGCGCGACGCUGCGGAAGGCCGAGGCGAGGGCCGGUGGCUGGUGUUUGCCAACGGCACACUCUCCAUCGCCCGGGUGGGCCUGGAGGACCGCGGGCAAUACCUGUGCACCGCGGCCAACGCGCACGGCGCGGCACAGCUCCUGGUCACCCUCUCGGUGGUGGCCUACCCGCCCCGCGUCACCGGUGCACGGUGGCAGCUCCGCACCGCUCACUCCGGAAAGCCGGUGGCACUCAAGUGCAAAGCUGAGGGCAGGCCCCCACCCGCCAUCUCCUGGGUUCUCGCAAAUAAAACGCACAUCUCCCGCUCCUUGGCAGGGAAGAGCAAGGCUCACGUGGAACCGGACGGCACUUUAAUUAUCAAGGAAGUCACUGUUUAUGACAGGGGCCUCUACACGUGCGUGGCUAAAAACCCAGCCGGCGCCGACACGCUGGAGGUAAGACUGCAGGUGAUCGCGGCACCUCCCGCCAUUCUGGAGGAGAAGAGACAACACGUUGAAGGAAUGAUGGGGGGAAAUCUGGAACUCCCUUGCACGGUGAAAGGGAAUCCUCAGCCCAGCGUCCACUGGGUCCUCUUUGACGGCACGGUGGUGAAACCUCUGCAGUUUGUAAAGGCAAAGGUGUUCCUGUUCUCCAACGGCACUCUCCACCUCAGCAACGUGGCCCCUUCUGACAGCGGGAAUUACGAGUGCAUAGCCACAAGCUCCACGGGCUCGGAAAGAAGGGUGGUGAGCCUCGUGGUGGAGCACAGGGAUACGCUCCCAAAAAUAGCUACUGCCUCUCAAGAAAUGACUCGACUGAAUUUUGGGGAUAAGUUGCUUCUGAACUGCACCGCAACUGGGGAGCCCAAGCCCAGGAUCAUCUGGAGGUUACCCUCCAACGCAGUCGUUGACCAGUGGCACAGGAUGGGAAGUAGAAUCCACGUGUACCCCAACGGAUCCUUGGUUAUUGAGGCAGUUACUGAGAAGGAUGCAGGUGACUAUUUGUGUGUUGCAAGAAACAAAAUUGGAGAUGAUCUGCUACUGAUGAAAGUCAGCAUCACAAUGAAACCAGCCAAGAUCGAUCAGAAACAGUAUUUCAAGAAACUGGUGCCAUAUGGAAAAGAUUUCCAAGUAGACUGCAAGGCCUCUGGGUCACCCACACCAGAAAUCUCCUGGAGUUUGCCAGACGGGACGGUGAUCAAUAACGCGAUGCUGGCAGAUGAUAGCGGACGCAGGUCUCGCAGAUAUGUCCUCUUUGACAAUGGAACUCUGUAUCUCAACCAAGCUGGAGUAACGGAAGGGGGAGAUUAUACCUGCUAUGCUCAGAACACCCUGGGAAGAGAUGAAAUGAAGAUACGCAUCAUGGUCGUCAUGUCAGCUCCUCAGAUAAAGCACAAUUACAAGACAUACAUUAAAGUGAAAGCUGGAGAUAAGGCAUUACUGGACUGUGAAGCUGUUGGAGAGCCCACGCCAAAAAUAUUCUGGUUGCUACCUUCCAGUGACAUGAUCUCCUCAUCAACAGCCAGACACUUCCUGCACGUCAAUGGUUCUCUGUCAGUCAGUCAAGUGAAGCUGUUGGAUGCUGGGGAGUAUAUGUGUGUCGCUCGUAAUCCUGGAGGGGAUGAUACGAAAUUGUAUAAACUGGAUGUUGUGGCUAAACCACCUGUCAUCAACGGUUUAGAUGUGAACAAAACAAUCAUGAAAGUGACGGCAGUGAGGCAUUCCAAGAAACAGAUUGACUGUAGGGCAGAAGGAACACCUCCCCCUCAGAUUAUGUGGAUCAUGCCCGAUAAUAUUUUCCUAACAGCUCCAUAUUAUGGAAGCAGGAUUGUAGUACACAAAAAUGGGACCCUUGAGAUUCGGAACAUAAGGCCUUCAGACACAGCAGAUUUUAUCUGUGUGGCUCGUAACGAUGGGGGAGAGAGUAUGCUGGUGGUGCAGCUGGAGGUAUCAGAAAUGCUAAGGCGUCCAAUGUUUAAAAAUCCGUUCAAUGAAAAAAUAAUAGCAAAACCUGGGAAAACUACCACAUUGAAUUGUUCUGUGGAUGGAAACCCUCCACCUGACGUAAGCUGGAUGUUGCCUAAUGGCACAUGGUUUUCCAGCAGCAUCAAGACGCCCGAGUUCCUCACGGGAAGCAACGGCACCCUUACCAUCCAUAGUCCCGACGGAGACAAAGCAGGAAAGUACCGCUGUGCUGCCAGGAACCAAGUUGGCUACAUAGAGAAGCUGAUCAUCGUGGAGCUUGGCCAGAAGCCCAGUAUUCUCUCUCGCCCAGCAGGGCCAGUCAGGGGCUUUAGUGGGGAGUCGCUGUCGCUUCACUGCCUGUCUGACGGGAGUCCCAGACCAAACACCGCGUGGACUCUGCCCAGUGGGCAGGUGCUGGACCGACCGCAGAUCAACCGCAGACACAUUCUGCUGGAAAAUGGCACGCUGGUCGUACGAGAGGCCACUGCUCACGACCGAGGGGAUUACGUGUGUACGGCCCGCAACGAUGUGGGAGACUCCUCCAUGAGGAUUCCAGUCAUCAUCGUGGCCUAUCCCCCGAGGAUUGCCAACAGGCCACCGCAGACCGUACGCACCGUGCCUGGCGCAGCGGUCCGACUCCACUGCACGGCGCUGGGAGUGCCCAGGCCGGAGGUCACCUGGGAGCUGCCCGACCACUCCGUGCUCUCUGCAGGCCACCAAGGCCGAGCCGCUGGGAGCCAAUGGCUCCACCCCUCAGGGACGUUACUCAUCCAGAAUCCCCAGCCCACAGAUUCUGGCGCGUACAAGUGCACAGCGAGGAACCACCUCGGCAGUGAUUUCACAGUAACAUACAUUCACGUCAUCUGA
Molecule: messenger RNA, 5871 nt
Organism: Merops nubicus (carmine bee-eater)
Lineage: Eukaryota; Metazoa; Chordata; Aves; Coraciiformes; Meropidae
Gene: IGSF10
Product: immunoglobulin superfamily, member 10
Exons: 8
Coding region: 1-5871 (1956 amino acids)
Cellular component (GO): extracellular region
Molecular function (GO): protein binding
Source: RefSeq, a predicted model, not a curated record